CUGGCGAUGGUAAGAAUGCGCAUGUGUAUAUAAUCGAUACAGGUAUAAACCCAAUUCAUGUGGACUUUGGCUCUAGAGCAACACAGGAUUAUGGAAAUGAAGAUUGUAACGGCCACGGAACACAUUGUGCUGGUACCGUUGGUAGCUCUACCUACGGUAUCGCUACCGGAGCAUCCCUCCAUGGUGUACAGGUGCUCGGGUGUCUUGGUUCGGGUUCAUGGUCGGAAGUCAUUGCCGGUUGUGAGUACGUAGCGGAGAAUGCUAAGAAACCGGCCGUCGCAUCCAUGUCACUGGGCGGCGGACCAUCCCCGACUGUGGAUGAUGCCAUCAAGAAAAUGGUUUAUGCUGGCAUCACCGUGUCGGUCGCUGCUGGUAAUGAUAACUCUGAUGCUUGCAACACCUCCCCAGCUCGAGUCGAAGAGGCCAUUACAGUUGGUGCCACUGAAAAAACUGAUGUUCGCUCCUAUUUCUCCAACUAUGGCAAAUGUGUCAACAUCUUUGCACCUGGAACUGACAUCACUUCCACCUGGUAUACCAGUAGGCGUGCUACAAACACCAUUAGCGGGACAUCAAUGGCAUGCCCUCAUGUAGCAGGUGAGUGCAUCAUUACACAAAACAGUAACAUGAAGCCUUUAAUUAAGGCUUCUUCGGAACCUACCGCAACUGGCGCUCUGGGUGCGUGAAGCCUGGUUUCCAUAAAAAUCUCUACAAGCUAUUGCCGACUCCUUUGGCGACGCUGAUUGGUCGGUUGAAUUAGAGAAUGUUCCCAAUUGCGUCGGGGACAGCUACGCGCAGUGCAAGAAUUGCAGUAAAAACGCGGUAGCAACUGUAUGCGACAAUAUGAGGUUCUCGCCGCCACACCCACCUUAGCUCACCAUGGUUGGUGUAAAGUGGGAAAUAAUCGAGCUUUCCUUUCACAUCACUGCUGGAUCGCCACGAACUCAUGGGUACAAUUUUUCCUCUCUUUAACUCAACAUUUUCGGCUUGACUGAAUUUGGGGGAGGGGGGAGGAACGGGCCCUCAUGUCCCCCCCCCCCUUCGCUGGUUCCGCCACUGGUCCUGGUUUCAUGUUCUAUGCUUUUAGUAAUUUUAUCUUUUCCAUUAUAUAAUAUUUUGAAACCGAAUAUAAAACAA
Anneissia japonica is the source of this 1134-nucleotide messenger RNA. RefSeq names its product aqualysin-1-like. NCBI's taxonomy places the organism in Eukaryota, Metazoa, Echinodermata, Crinoidea, Comatulida, Comatulidae. Gene Ontology annotation, molecular function: serine-type endopeptidase activity. Gene Ontology annotation, biological process: proteolysis. The record is from RefSeq and is a predicted model, not a curated record.